GAGCUGUAGUUACUGUGCGGUGUACCAGUGGUAGCGAUGUGCGUCAGUACACGCGUGUUACCUCUGUUACUCUUGUGUGUGAUACAGCAGGCUGUGGCAGUGAAGGAACCCACUGAGGAUGGAGGAUGCGCCAAGGAAAAGAGCUGUGAUUUUAAUGAUUGUAAAGACGGGGAGGAGUGUUAUUUGUUGAAUGGUGAACCCACGUGCAGACCCUGUUCAUCCACGUGUGAAGGAGUGCAGUGUCCAGAAGGCCAAGAGUGUAUUCUCGAGGUUGUCCAGUGUUUCGUACCUCCCUGUUGCCCUAUUCCUACCUGCACCCCUACAGACAACAGUAGCAGUUGUCCAGACGAGAAGGAACAGACUUGUGACGGUAUUGACUGUGGAAAGCAGAAGGAGUGUAUUAUUUUGGAUGGCAUACCCACUUGUGUACAGGAAUUGACGUGUGCAACGAUUAACUGUAUUGCAGGAUACACAUGCGUAGACAGAAAAUGCAUUUUAGAUCCUUGCUUCGACUAUGAAUGCCCAGACGGUGAAGAGUGUUAUCUAGAAGACGUUCCGUGUACACAUCCGCCUUGCAGAGUUCCUUCCUGCAGACCCAUUGACAAGUUUGACAGUUCAGAGGAUGAGGAAUGUGUCAAGGAACAGACUUGUGAGGGUAUUCACUGUGGAGAGCAGGAGGAGUGUGUUAUUUUGGAUGGCAUACCCACUUGCAUACCGGAGUUGACAUGUGCUUCAAUUGACUGUGUCAUAGGAUACACAUGUGUCGACAAAGAAUGCAUUUUAGAUCCUUGCUUCGACUAUCAAUGUCCUUGUGAUCAAGAGUGUUAUCUACAGGACGUUCCGUGUACAGAACCUCCUUGCAGAGUUCCUUCCUGCAGACCCAUUGACAAGUGUGCUACAGUACGUUGUAAGGGAGGCUACAUCUGCCAGGACGGUGAAUGUAUUCCGGAGUUAACUUGUGAUAACGUGGAAUGCAAACCAGGGGAACAGUGUUAUCUAGAGGAUAUACCCUGUUUGGUACCUCCUUGUCCCCAGAGGCCCGUCUGCAGACCUGACAAAUGUGCUAUAAUACGUUGUAAGGGAGGCUACAUCUGCCAGGAUGGUGAAUGUAUUCCUGAGUUAACUUGUGAUAACGUGGAAUGCAAACCAGGGGAACAGUGUUAUCUAGAGGAUAUACCCUGUUUGGUACCUCCUUGUCCCCAGAGGCCCGUCUGCAGACCUGACAAAUGCUCGGCGCCGCUUUGCCCCGAGGGAACCGUCCUCGCGGAUGGAGAGUGCGUAACUAUACCGACUUGCAGAGGGUAUGAGUGUCCUCCUGGAGAAGAGUGUUACCUCGAGGAGGUCGUGUGUGUUAAAGCCCCCUGUUUUCCACUACCAUCCUGCAGACCUAGAAUGUGCAGUCCUUCUUCUCCUUGCAACUACGGUAGAGUAUGUAUAAAUGGACGCUGUGUCACUAGAGCCACCUGCCAGGACUUCGAAUGUCCUCCAGGACAAGAGUGUUACCUUGUGGAGAGCUCUUGUAGGCAACCUCCAUGUCCUCCAGACCCCUCUUGUAGACCUCCACCGACUUGUGACGUCAUCCACUGUCCACCAGGUUACUUAUGUUCCAAAGGCCGCUGCAUCCCUGGACCGUCCUGCAAGGGAUAAGAACAUUCCUUUAAUUUAG
Messenger RNA from Homalodisca vitripennis (glassy-winged sharpshooter), 1666 nucleotides. Its product is annotated as prespore protein Dp87-like. Bases 37 to 1647 code for a protein of 536 amino acids. The transcript is spliced from 3 exons. The record is from RefSeq and is a predicted model, not a curated record. NCBI's taxonomy places the organism in Eukaryota, Metazoa, Arthropoda, Insecta, Hemiptera, Cicadellidae.